This is a messenger RNA of Saccostrea cuccullata (small rock oyster), 1240 nucleotides long. RefSeq lists its product as uncharacterized. The coding region runs from base 150 to 773 and encodes 207 amino acids. The record is from RefSeq and is a predicted model, not a curated record. NCBI's taxonomy places the organism in Eukaryota, Metazoa, Mollusca, Bivalvia, Ostreida, Ostreidae. Gene Ontology annotation, molecular function: acyltransferase activity, transferring groups other than amino-acyl groups. The transcript has 7 exons.
UUGAAAAUUGUGCAGUGUUUUGACACAAACUGCGUACCAUACAAGGUCAACUUUAUAGAUCUCGAGUAGGUAACAUGGCAUAAUCUACAAGCGAGCAUUUGCUGGAUUUUGAAGGACAAGUGAUCGAUUUCUCGUGUCACUAUGUUGUAAUGAUGGAUUACUCAAUAAGAAAUUUGUCUAAGGAUGAGAGGGAUUCCGAAUUUGCCAGUAGAAUGAUGAUAAGAGCUGCCUGUGGAUCUUUUGAAGCGUUAUAUUCCAGUAGCAGUUUAAAGACCAUCCUUGACUUUUACGCUGCCGUAUAUAGAUGUCAGACAAAUGUCUUUCGGAAGAACGUGUUUGUACUAAAUGCGGGAAAGGAAAACGUUGGAUUUGCUGAAGUUCAUUUUGAGGACAGCGCUAAAGAGAUACCAGAUUUGAAAGAUUUUAUAAAGACAUUUGGAAUAAAAGAUGUGUGCAAGCUUUUGCUGUUUAAAAGAGUAUUUGUCUUUCCAAUACCUCGUUCCGAAGCGUAUCUACAUUUCUUAGCCGUAGAAGAAAAGUUCAAAGGUCAAGGUUAUGGCACAGCUUUGCUCAAGAAGGUCGAGAAAGAAGCUGUGUCUAGACAAUGUAAUAAAAUAUUUUUACUGACAUUUUCAUCAAAUACACGAGCGAUAAAAUUUUAUGAGCGACACGGAUACAGGGCUGCUGGAAAACCCCGUACUGGAUACGGAUUGUUCCCUAUCCUUGUCAAUAAACCGGGUAUCAUUCGAUACGAAAAGCAGUUGUCAUUGUAGUGAAUACAUAUUAACUACAUGUACAUGAUAUCAGAGGCUUAAAUAUAUAUCUUUGUUUUCUCGACAUCUUAAUUCAUAUCAACAAAAUUGUACUGUGUACGCUAGAUAGAAUCAUUUUACUUGACAAUUAUAUAUUUAUGUAUAUUUAUAAUACAUUAUAUAUUAUUUAAUAUGUAUAAUAUAUUACAUAAUCAUUAUAUUAAUAUGGUAAAUAUUUAAGAUGUAAAUAUUUACAUCAAUGAAUUUAAAUUUUUGAAUAAUAUUUAAGGGAAAUAUUAGCCAGAAAUUGCUCAACAUUGAAACAAAGUGUAUAAUAUGAAAUAAAGAUGCACACGUACAUACAGUCAUAAUGUUUUAGAUUUCUAUUAACAUCGUAAAGAAACUAAUAAAUGUUCCUGAAGCUACCAUAUACUGGAAUAUUUCAACGAAAAAAAUCAAAUGUUUGAAAUAAAAAGAAAGGUUUUUAA